AUGGCAGAAGUCGCAGCAGGAGCAAUCGCCGUCGAGCAGGUUGUUUCAACUGGCCUUCAAGUUGGCGCUGCAGCCACCGUCGCUCGUCCUACACAGCCGAUUACAGCAGUGUUGAGCCAGAUUGCCUCGACUCCCAAGGACGAUACCUCACUGUCUUUAGCGCGUUCUCACCACACAGUCACUGUCAUUGACGACAAGGCCUACAUCUUCGGCGGCAAGACAGACGACGGCAAACUCUGCAAUAACGACAUCCACGCUGUCGCAUUAGGCCAUCAAGAAGGUGAAAGCGAGUACGCAUGCUAUCCAGCCGUUGGCGAUGAUGGCAACAUUCCAUCUCCCCGGGUAAACCAUGCAGCCUGUCUGCGCCGUGACACUCUUGUCAUCUUUGGCGGACAGAACAGUGAGGGUCAAGCAGCCGAUGAUGAAUUUACGCUGUGGGAAUGGGAGCCCAAAGCUGCGAGAUGGGCAGCGAUAACUGCAGCUGGUAAGGCACCGCAGUCUCGACAUGGUCAUCAGAUCUUCUAUGAUGCGAAGAAGGAUAGCCUUGUUCUUCACGGUGGUUACGAGAAUGGUCAGCGCACCACAGGGACGUGGUUGUUUGAUUUCACAACACGUCUGUGGCAUGAACUCCCUGAUUCACCUGCUGCACCUUUGGCUGCGCAGUUUGUGGAGGGGACCUUGUACUCCAUCAGCGCAGAGUCAGAUAUCCACGGCUCGGUCCACUACAUCAAGACUGGCACAAUCCAAGAUGAAUCUGUCGAUAAACUCCCCGAGUGGACCACCGUCGACUUCCCCUCCAAUCCGAUUGUUCCUGGCCCUCGACCACGCGUAGGUAGUGCUCUCAUCCCCGUCACAACCGGCCUCGGCAGACGGUAUCUCCUCUACCUCCUCGGCAGCCGCCAAGGCGCCGAGAUCGCAUCCGCCGACAAAUCAUACACAGAAGAACAUCCGUUUUACUCCGAUAUGUGGACGCUGCAGCUACCCUCCGACGACUAUAGCGCCACGCGCGUCAAAGAUGCUAUUCGCGAUGCCUUCCCGGGCGUGGAGUCGGGCGCUUUCAGCUGGCAUGAGCUUGAGAUUGCGCCGGCGGAGAUGACGCAAGAGGCUGGGAAGGUACACCCAGGGCCGCGAGGGUUCUUUGGUGCUGAUACUUGUCUCGGUGGGAAGGGGGUUGUGAUGUGGGGUGGUGUUAAUGCCAAGGGGGAGACGGAGGCUGAUGGUUGGCUUUUGAAGAUAUGUUGA
This is a messenger RNA of Fusarium sp. VM40, 1242 nucleotides long. The record is from the annotation of a GenBank genome assembly. NCBI's taxonomy places the organism in Eukaryota, Fungi, Ascomycota, Sordariomycetes, Hypocreales, Nectriaceae.